Gadus macrocephalus (Pacific cod) is the source of this 1641-nucleotide messenger RNA. It is a transcript of the gene arr3b, whose product is annotated as arrestin 3b, retinal (X-arrestin). Gene Ontology annotation, biological process: signal transduction; visual perception; G protein-coupled receptor internalization. The transcript has 17 exons. The coding region runs from base 123 to 1181 and encodes 352 amino acids. NCBI's taxonomy places the organism in Eukaryota, Metazoa, Chordata, Actinopteri, Gadiformes, Gadidae. The record is from RefSeq and is a predicted model, not a curated record. Gene Ontology annotation, molecular function: G protein-coupled receptor binding.
GGACGGGCCACCUGCCUAUAAGAGGCAGGACGCACCCUUACACGCACCACACAGAGACAACUGUCACGGAAUACAUAACACACAGAGCGGGAACCAGAGGAACCCUCAACUAACCUGUCGAGAUGUCAAAAGUUUUCAAGAAGACCAGUGGCAAUGGGGAUUUGACCCUCUACUUGGGGAAGAGAGACUUUGUGGACCAUGUGACCUCUGUGGACAUUGUUGAUGGGGUGCUGAAGGUCGACCCUGCAAACCUCAAUGGCAGAAAAGUGUUUGUGUACCUCGCCUGCGCUUUCCGCUACGGCAGUGAGGACCUGGACGUGAUUGGGUUGUCCUGCAGAAGAGACAUCUGGGUGAAGCGCGUGCAGGUUUUCCCAGUCCUUGGAGGGGGCAUUGGCAAAACCCCCAUGCAAGAAGCUCUGGUGAAGAAAGCUGGGGAGCAGGCUCACCACUUUUCUUUUGAGAUGCCUACCAAUCUGCCAUGCUCAGUCGCUCUGCAGCCUGGACCUAACGACAGCGGAAAGGCGUGCGGUGUUGACUUUGAGCUCAAGGCCUAUAUUGCCAAUGCGGCUGAUGACGGCGAUGAGGUCAUUGAGAAGAAGGACACCUGCCGUCUGAUGAUCCGUAAGAUCCAGUUUUCACCCGCCAGCACAAACGCUGGCCCCAAGGCGGAAAUCACAUCGCCACUUCAGCUGUCGGCCUCUCUGGGAAAAGAGAACUACUACCACGGAGAUCCGAUCUCUAUCAACGUAAAAAUCAAUAAUGACAGCAGUAAGGUUGUGAAGAAGAUCAAAAUAACAGUUGAGCAGAAUACCGCUGUUGUUCUGUACUCGUCUGACAACUACGUUAAGGCCGUCUGCAGUGAGGAGUUUGGGGAAACAAUCAACGCCAACUCCACCUUCGAGAAGGAAUUCACCAUGACCCCCCUGCUGGCCAACAACAGCGAGAAACGGGGCAUCGCUGUGGACGGACGCCUGAAGGACGGAGACACCAACCUGGCCUCCACCACCCUGUGCCAAAGUGGUGAGAAGGAGAUGCAGGGUAUCAUCAUCUCUUAUAAAGUGAAGGUCAGCGUGUCUUUGUCCAGCGGAGGCCUGCUGGGGAGCCUUACAGGAAGUGAUGUCGUUGCAGAGCUUCCUCUCAUCUUGAUGUCCCCUAAGCCAGCAGGUGGCAAACUGGAGUAAAAGUGUCAUUAGUUCAGAUCUGAUGUCACACUCGAGUAGAGGCGCCAGUGGACCAGAGAUGGUUCUCUGUACCAGCGAUUGGAUGAAAGUACCACCAGGAAAACUGCACAUCAGCCAAGAUGGACACAGCAAUGUUGUUGCACUACUGACUCUUUAUUUAAAUCGCAAUCACUUCAAUCAAAUCCUCUAUAGUACUAUUGGGUAUCGACUCUGACAAAAUGCUCGUUUGAGUCCCUUUCUUUAGACCAAAGGUUUUCUCGCAGAAACAUGCUUAAAUAGUUUGCAGUUGUAACUUUGGUGUGUCUUGUUUUGUUUCACUUCCAAUAAAAAAAUAAUGUAUUGUAGAAAAUGUUAACUGUUGUGAAUUUUACAAUUGUGUACAGUUCUUUUCAGAAACAUACACAAAUUGAUGUCAAGCUGUGCAACUAAGAGAAUAAAUUCAGUGAUUCGGUUUAACCUC